AGUAAUUCUUGCUCGACCUACCUCUCCUUGCGUGGUUAAGGGACUCAGUCCACUCGAGUGGGCUGAUGACAGAUAGGGCUAGCAGACAGACAGACAGACAGACAGGCCCACCCAGCACCCUCCCAGCACCCUCACAGACAGUGCAAUCGACACGACUCUUCUGCUGUUGGUCUGCUGACAGCUAUGACGCUUUCUGAGGGAGGGACUGGGGAGCGGACGAUGGACGGCCGAACGAACGGGUGGAUGGAUGGAUGGAUGCCACCAUGCACUCACUCGUUCGUUGACUCGUUCGUGGGCGGAUGGAUGGACAGACGUCAGUCAAAUACAACACAUACAUGCAUGAUGAGAAGACGGACAAAUGGGCGGACGGAUGGCCACAUACGGACUAUCCUCUUUAUGUACACCUGAGGCAGUCAGUGACGGAGGAAGGAAGCAAGCAAGGAAGGAACACACAAUGCAAACAAUACAAUACAAUACACCCACCAGCCGCCGCGGCCACCCCAAUCUAUCAAUCAGUUCUUCAGUAAGCUUCAGACACACAUCAUGAUGCGGUUGCCCACAGCAAAGCCACUUUCUCUCCCUCUCUCUCUCUCUGUCGCUCUCUCUCUCCAUUUGGCAGCAGCACGGAGGGUGGAUGAACCAUGUGUAGGCGUCUAAGGAUACAUACAAGGUGCGUGCCUUUGAAGCAAGCUAAGGUAAGGUACACAACAGCAAAAAAGCCAGCACCACCACCGAUGAGAUGAGACAGACAGACAGCCUACAAUAAAUCACCUCAGUCGUCAGUCGCUCCCUCAUCCGCCCUCCCCCAUCCACCCCAGCAAUGACCCCCCCCCCCAUCAGUCAGUCACUCGCCGACAGGCUUUGCGAGGCUCUCUCUUGUGGCCUGGAGUGCCGCCUUGACGGAGUCGGUGGAGAGCUGUUUAGAGAGUCUUUUCCGUAGCUGGUUCAUGGCCCGGGCGCUGGUCUCGGUGUCGAGGUCGCUCAGAACGUCCGCACCCAAGGACUCGUUGGUGCCCUCGGUGGUCGUCAUGGAGGGCGUGCUGGCGUCGUUGGCUGGUGGCUUGGGGGGUCUCGGUGGGCGGCUGAUGACCUCGUUGAUGGUCUUCUCGGCGUUGGUGGGCGGUGCGUCCGGGUUCAGCUCGAUGGUAAACCCCUGACGCAUCAGCUCCUCGUAGAUGGUCUUCGAGUACUUCUCGGCAAACACCUCAAAGUAGUACGUCGAACCUAAAAGACACACAGAUGGAUGCGUCAAGGCGCAUGCAUCCAUGGCUUGGCUUGGCUAUGGCUUGGCUUGGCUGGCUUCACUCACCGUUCCAGACGGCGAGUGCGACCAUCGAGGCCAGGAAGAUGGUGUGUGCCCAAUAGGACCUCCACCAGAUGAAGCUCAACAACUGCACGGACAACAAAGGCACAAUACAGCAACACACACACACAACAAGACUCUCUUCCUCUUGUCGGCCGCCUGCCCCUCCCUCCGUCCCUCCCUCCGUCACCAUGCAAAGGCUGCAGCCGAGUGCGUGGAUGAACAUGUAGACGAGCGGCCCCCACGAGCCGGCCGCCUUGACGAUGGCCGCGAGUGGCUUGAUGGUCCGCAGCAUGUACAGGUAGACGGUGUCGUAGUUGCGCUUCUCGAUCCGCUUGGCCGCCACCUUGAACAUCACCAGGUAGUAAGGGACCUGCCAUAUCAAGAUGUACACCAGCAGCGGCAGCACCAGCAGCUCGUAGGCAGUGGCAUCGCAGUAGAUGGGGCUGGGGCUGGACGGCUCGCAGACCCUUGGGAGGAACUGCCACUUGUCGAGGACCCUGUCGGCGUGCCACCGGAUGGCCCAGACGGCGAGGCAGGGGGUGGCGUGGAUGAAGAGGUUGGUCGUCAUGUCCAGAGAAUGAAACACCAGACUGUUCCGAUUCAACGCUAGCCCCCAACUCAGCGGACCAGUCACCUUCAGGGACACACACACCCACAGACAGACAGACAGACAGAUCAAUCACCAGACACACCCACCCAUGCCACCCAUGCAUGCCAUGGCCGAGCAUCCCUUAUUUGCCUCCCUAGCUGUCGUCUCCGUCGCUCACCCAGGCAAAGACCACUUUGAAUAUCCUGGGGUUGUCGGUGUCAAAGCCCGGCAGCUUGGGCAGCCCCACCACACCGCAGCCCAGCCCGUAUAUGCAGUAGCAUGCGAACAGCGCAUUCGCCUCGUAGCAGAAGUCCAGCAGGUAGUAGUGUGUGGCGGCGCGCCGGUAGUCGAAGUACCGAAUGAAGAACAGCACGGGCGUCUUGACCGCGUGCACCAGCCAGAAAUCCUCCGGGCAUCUGGCCAGCACCCACGUGUCGCAGAUGAGGUUGCACACCCCGAUGAAGAAGGCCAGCUCGUCUCGGAGCUUCAGGGGCUUCAGCAGCUUCUUGACUGCCUUGGGGUCCAUCGUCGCCUUCAAAAAAUCGAUAUAAAAAAUCAGGUCAGGCUGGAAAUCAGGAUGAACAGGAAUCUUGAUUGACAGUUGCUUCGCAGCUGCCCGCCGCGGCCUUCUUC
Messenger RNA from Vitrella brassicaformis, 2528 nucleotides. NCBI's taxonomy places the organism in Eukaryota, Vitrellaceae. The record is from the annotation of a GenBank genome assembly.